This is a messenger RNA of Lacerta agilis (Sand lizard), 969 nucleotides long. RefSeq names its product olfactory receptor 10A4-like. Bases 1 to 969 code for a protein of 322 amino acids. Gene Ontology annotation, molecular function: olfactory receptor activity; G protein-coupled receptor activity. Lineage: Eukaryota; Metazoa; Chordata; Lepidosauria; Squamata; Lacertidae. The transcript has a single exon. Gene Ontology annotation, biological process: G protein-coupled receptor signaling pathway. The record is from RefSeq and is a predicted model, not a curated record. Gene Ontology annotation, cellular component: membrane.
AUGGAAGACAUAGGAGAGAACCAGACCAAUCCUAGUGAAUUCAUCCUCGUAGGGUUUUCAGACCUAGCUGAACUGCAAAUCUUGCUGUUUUUCAUUUUUCUGGCAACAUACAUGAUCACCUUAGUUGGGAACCUGCUAAUAAUUCUGCUUGUAAAACUCAACCCUUCCCUUCAGACGCCAAUGUAUUUCUUCCUGGUGAACCUAUCCUUCUUAGAAAUGUGUUACACCACAAGUGUGGUGCCCCAGAUGCUGGUACAUUUGUUAACAGAGCAUAAAAGCAUUUCUAAAGCUGGAUGUGCGGCCCAGAUGUAUGUCUUCACCAUCCUGGGGCUGACAGAAUGCUGCCUUCUAGCAGCUAUGGCAUAUGAUCGCUAUGUUGCCAUAUCUCAUCCUUUGCAUUACACAGUCAUCAUGAACCACCAAGUAUGUGCACAGCUGGCAGCCGCAUCAUGGAUUAUUGGCAUUUCAGUGGAAGUUGCUCAAACAACAUGGAUCUUCAGCUUACCCUUCUGUGGUUCUAAACACAUCCAGCACUUUUUCUGCGAUAUCCCACCACUGGUGAAAAUGGCAUGCACAGACACCACUAAAAAUGAAAUUGUUGUCAUGACAGUGUCUGUCCUUUUCAUAAUGAGUCCAUUCCUGCUUAUCAUUCUCUCCUAUAUCCGUAUAAUUUCAACCAUUCUCAGACUUCCUUCUGCAGAGGGAAGGAGGAAAGCCUUUUCCACUUGCUCCUCACACAUCACUGUAGUUACAUUAUUCUAUGGGACAGCCCUUUUUGCCUACUUAAGGCCCAAGUCCAGCUACACUCCGGAGAGUGACAAAAUGAUUUCUCUUAUGUACACUGUUGUGACACCUGCUUUAAACCCCAUAAUAUAUACCUUAAGAAAUAAAGAAGUGAAAGGAGCAUUUAAGAAGACAGUUACAAUAAUUUUCUCUGCACAAGACUCAACUAAUCGAACAUUUGAGUAA